Messenger RNA from Rosa chinensis, 3662 nucleotides. Its product is annotated as U-box domain-containing protein 33. Bases 366 to 3662 code for a protein of 1098 amino acids. Gene Ontology annotation, molecular function: ATP binding; protein kinase activity; ubiquitin-protein transferase activity. Gene Ontology annotation, biological process: protein ubiquitination; protein phosphorylation. The transcript is spliced from 5 exons. Lineage: Eukaryota; Viridiplantae; Streptophyta; Magnoliopsida; Rosales; Rosaceae. The record is from RefSeq and is a predicted model, not a curated record.
UCAGUCCAUUAACGUUUUCCAGCUCUUCUAGAAGCAGAGCGUGCUGAUAUCAUAGAAGUCAGGGCAAACAUGGACAAUAUGGAGACAUGUUAAAUACAUCUAGGCGUGUAGCUAACAAGAGGGCGGUUUGACUUGCUAUUCAUUCAGCUCCACCAAUCAUUACUCUUAAGGGAGAUCGAUUCGUCCAGAAAAAUUGAGCAGCCAGCCCAAAGACGUAAACCAAGGAGGGUGCUCACGAUUCGUAUUAUCCACAGCCACAAGGAUUUUGAGCAAAGCUGGUCUUGAUCGAUCUGCAACAAUCAAGGUUGGUUAAGUUUGGAUUUGAAAUUACAUAGCUGCAAUAAUUUGCUCAUUUUGUUUUAAUUAUGGGGUCUGUGGCUCUAAAUUUUGUUGGAGGAAUCCCUUUUCAAGGGCUGUAUGAUGUUGUUAAGGUGGCCAUUCAUAAGAGUAGGAAGUUUAAAAUCCAUCUUUUAAAUCUCGAAUUCACGCUACGUUGUAUACAUUCACCGACUCUAGAAGAGAUACGAAAUAAUUACGUUCGUUUAAAUCUUCUAACCGAUACAGUAAUAGAUCUUAAACAAAAAGUGAUUGAGGGGAAAACGCGUGUGGGUGAGUUAUCCGAGCUUAGCAUUUGGAACAUCCGCAUUUGGGGCAAUUGCUGCAACUGCAUAGGGCCUGAUUACGCAAAAGAACUUGAUGAAUUGGAUAGGUCUCUUUGGAGCCUGUUAGAAUUACUACAGUUGGAGCAAAUGAGGAAUAUGACCGAGCUCUUAUGUUUGGCAAGAGAGGCCAAAGACAGACAAGAUGGUUUGGAGAAAAAACAAGGUGAAGUGUUGACGGGGGUACAGGAAUUGGGGAAAAAAGUAGAUGAAUUAUUGGCUACAUUGAAGGAGCAGCAGGAUGCGAGACAGAGAAUUAUACCGAACAGCAUGCAACAAGCUCCAUCAUCAAGCGGAGGAGGGGCUACUAAUCUUGCUCUAGGAGUAGUAUUCCGAGAGUUGAUUGAUGCUAUUGCACAAGUGAAAGUUGAGAACAUGAUGUUUAAACGCCUCCUCAAUACAUUCAAAUCCACGCUAUAUUGCUUACAACCAUUGAUAGAAGAGAUAGCAGAACAUGGCAGGGUAGUGCAUCUUCCAAAGCAAGAAGUGGAAAAGCUUACUAUACAAAUAGAGAAUGGUGUACAUUAUGUUCUCAGGUCCAAGGUUCGUAAGAAUGCCAACUACAAAAAGUAUAAAUACACCAACAAAAUCCUCAGUUUGGAUGAAUCUCUUCAAAGGCUCUUCAUUGAACUGAAAGGGCAGGUAGAAAGGAAUGUGAAGGAGGCCAUGGAUUCUGCAAACAAAAUAGAGAUGGCGAUCAAGAAAAUUGAAGCUGAAGGUUUAUGUGACGUGCAGCUGCCUGAACUUCAUUCACAUGCAGUUGGGUUUGAUAUACUCAACAUGCAAGGAUUAAGAGAUGUGAUUGAGGAGACUUUGUUGGACUCGGCAAGUGUUAGAGAGGAGACUGAAGGUUCAUCUAACAUGCCGCCUGAACUUCCUUCACUUGCGGAUGGAGUAGAUGUACUGAAUAUGCAGGGAUCAUUGGAUCUUAGUACUACAAAUAUCCAGGUGGUGGUCACAGAAACAGAAGGAAUAGGGGUUGUUGAUGAUUCAACAAGGAAUGUACAGGAAACAGCGGAUCUACUAGAUGAAGAGCGUAGUGAAAGUGAACCUGCACCUCCUACUGUUGGGUUUGAUGCACCGGAUGUUCACGAAACAAGUGAAGAGCUGGUUACAUUGGAUAAGCAGAAUGAAUGUGGAAUUGCAACAGCUGAACUUCUAUCUUCAUCGCCUGCAGUUGGAUUGACAUCGGCUUCGACAACCAAUACAAAGGCGAGGCUCAAACAACAUACAGUAGAGGCCAAAGCAUCAGAGUUCUUAUACAAUGAGGAGUUGAGAAAAAGAAAAGAAAUUGAGGACACAGUAGCAAGAGAAAGAGAAGAACUUGAAAAGAUGAAGAAGCAACGAGAUGAAAUCAUGGAAGAAUUCAGGGCCGCCUUAGAACAAAGAUCACAACUCACCUUAGAACAAAGAUCACAACUCGCCUUAGAACAAAGAUCACAACUCGAGAGCCAAAUUGCAGAGUCUGAUCAGCUGGUUCAGAGCUUGGAGCAGAAGAUCAUAUCUGCUGUGGAUCUCUUACAAAAUUACAAAAGAGAACGGGAUGAGUUGCAUGUAGAACGUGACAAUGCUCUUAGAGAAGCAGAGGAGCUAAGGAAAAGACAAGGAGAGGCCUCAAGCACACAGAUGCCUCAGUUCUUCAAUGAUUUUUCAUUUCCCGAGAUUGAGGAAGCAACUCGACACUUUGACCCAUCACUUAAGAUUGGAGAAGGUGGAUAUGGAAGCAUUUUCAAAGGUUUCCUACGUCACACUGAGGUGGCUAUAAAAAUGCUAAAUGAUCAUAGUUUGCAAGGUCCCUCUGAAUUCCAGCAAGAGGUGGAAAUAUUAAGUAGGCUGAGGCAUACCAAUCUUGUCACCCUCAUUGGUGCCUGCCCAGAAGCUUGGACUCUUAUCUAUGAGUAUCUUGCAAAUGGAAGCCUUGAAGAUCGACUAAGUUGCAAGGACAAUACUCCCCCAUUAUCAUGGCAAGCUCGAAUACGCAUUGCUACUGAGUUGUGUUCUGUCCUAAUCUUUCUCCACUCCAGUAAACCACACAGCGUAGUACAUGGUGAUUUGAAACCCUCCAAUAUUCUCCUUGAUGCUAAUUUUGUUUGCAAACUUAGUGACUUUGGCAUCAGUCGGCUUUUGUCUCGAGGUCAAGAUUCAAGCAACAACACAACACUCUGUUGCUGGACUGGUCCAAAAGGUACUAUCGCUUACAUGGAUCCUGAGUUCCUUUCGUCGGGAGAGCUUACACCGAAGUCAGAUGUGUAUUCAUUUGGAAUUAUACUCUUACAAUUGUUAACCGGAAAACCAGCUUUGGGAAUAACAAAGGAAGUACAGUAUGCAUUAGAUUCUGGAAAGUUGGAAACCCUCUUGGAUCCUUUAGCAGGAGACUGGCCAUUUGUACAGGCUGAACAGUUGGCUCGCUUAGCAUUGAGGUGUUGUGAGAUGAGCCGGAAGUGCAGGGCAGACCUUGUGUCAGAUGUGUGGAGGGUACUUGAACCAAUGAGGGCUUCAUGUGGCUCCUUAUCAUCAUUCCGGCUGGGUACUGAAGAGCACUUCCAACCUCCCUCAUACUUCAUCUGUCCCAUUUUCGAGGAAGUCAUGCAAGAUCCACAUGUUGCAGCAGAUGGUUUCACUUAUGAAGCAGAGGCUCUGAGGGGAUGGCUGGACAGUGGUCAUGACACUUCACCUAUGACAAAUCUUAAGCUCGAACACAAGAAUCUCGUCCCCAACCACGCUCUUCGCUCUGCAAUUCAGGAGUGGCUGCAACAGCGCGCUUCAGAAAAGAAGGAUCCGGCUCUAGGGAUGGCAAAAAUCCCCAGCGGGGCGAAGCUUCAUUGGUUACCCGCCCCUAAUGGGGGGAGGAUUCGGGGACAAAUGGGGAAUGAGGAUGGGGAUCCCCAAUCCCCGCUAUCUAAGAGGAUGGGGAUGAAGAAUGACCCUAGGGAUGGGGAUGGUAUUGUGAUCCCGAUCCCCAACCCGCCCCAUUGUCAUCCCUAUCCGGCUCCUCUAAAGUGA